UGUGUGUGUGUGUGUGUUGGUCACAACAGAGAAAGAGAGUGAGUGGGAGAUAGGCUUCGUCAGAUUUAAAUAUCAGGCUGACUGCAUAUUUUACCUGUGUGUAGUUGGAUAUUAUUUGAUGUUAAACAGAUAUUUUGUGUGUCCUGUAGAAAAGAGAGAGAGGUAUCUGAAACUAUAUACAGAAGUGGCAACAAAAGAAAUAGAAACCGAAGAUGGCAGAGAAUACUGUACAGCCAGAGAGAAAGUUGGGGUUACUGAGCGGAAUUGCUCUGAUAGUCGGCACCAUGAUUGGAUCUGGCAUCUUCAUUUCGCCCAAGGGCGUUCUUGAAGCGAGCAGGUCUGUUGGAUUGACCAUGAUUAUAUGGCUUGGAUGCGGUGUCAUUGCCAUGCUCUCUUCCUUAUCUUAUGUAGAAUUGGGGACGUUUAUUACAAAGUCUGGCGGAGAAUUUUCCUAUAUCAUGACAGGUCUUCCAGCAGUGUUGGCGUUCUUGUACAGUUGGUGUUCGGUUAUAGUCCUCAGACCUUCAGGAUUGGCUGUGAUCUGCUUGGCUUUUGCUGAAUAUGUAGCUUCUCCUGUCUUCGAUUCAUGCGGACCACCAGUUGUCUUUGUGAAAUGUUUGGCUGCUGCAGCAAUCAUUGUGAUCACAGCAAUCAACUGUUACAGUACUGAAUUGGCAGCAAGCAUUCAGGUGAUUUUUACCGUAGCUAAGAUCAUAGCCCUCAUCAUCAUCAUCAUUGGUGGUUUUGUAAUGAUGGGAAGAGGUAAUUAUAAAAAUUUGCCUCUGGCAAUAAUAAUCGGGAUUCCCCUUGUCACCAUUCUGUAUCUUCUGACGAAUGUCUCCUAUCUGGCUGUUAUGACAAAAAGGGAGCUCUUGGAAUCGGCUACAGUUGGUGGGUUAUGGGGUGAUCGAGUUCUUGGAGUUGCUGCCAUUAUAAUACCAAUUUCUGUGGCUAUGUCAACGUUUGGGGCAGCAAAUGGAUCUUGUUUCACAUCUGGGCGACUGACUUUUGCUGCAGCCAGGGAAGGUCAUCUUCCACAAGUUCUCUCCUAUCUUCACAUCAGGAAGAAAACUCCAGUUAUCUCCCUUAUAUUCUCAGCUAUAAUUGCUUUAAUCAUGAUAAUACCAGGAGAAAUAUCUUCACUAAUUGAUUUCUUCAGUUUUACUGCCUGGCUUUUCUAUGGACUGGCUUUCUUAUCGCUUAUAGUAAUGAGGUUUACGAAGAAAAAUGAGCCCAGACCGUUCAAGGUUUUCAUCCUAGUACCAAUUGUAAUGCUCAUUAUCUCCGUAUAUCUGGUCGUGGCACCAAUUGUACAAAAUCCUGAUUUGGGUUUUCUCUACGCCUUCCUUUUAAUCAUUGGAGGACUUAUCUUCUAUUUCAUUUUCGUCCACUUCAAAGUCGAGUUGCCAUGCAUGAAAGCCUUUACGAGAUUUAUUCAAAAGUUUGUGGGUGUUGCUCCAUCAAAAUAUGUUGCCCUAGAAAAGCCCGAAAGCAACAAGUCUUGAACAUCAAGAUUGGUAAAAACAAAUAUUCAGCCAUUGGGAAUUAAAUUUUAAUUCCAUGAAAUUUCAGGAAGAAAAAAUGAAAAAAAGGCAAAGGCAAAUACUCAACAAUACGAAAAUGAAAUUAAUUUCUCUGGAUAACUUUGUGUGUGUGUGUGUGUGUAAGAGAGAGAGAGAGUGAGUGAGUGAGUGUUUUUGUGUGUGUGCAUGUGUUUAAUCUUUUUACUGGAAUUUUCUUGGAGAUAUUACAUACUGAACCAAAUCUCAACUUUAGACUCUUUAGCCUCAAUGUAAAAUGUUGAGCAGCUAUGAUUUAUUUUCAACUGAAAAGUGGAGGGGAAAAAAACGAGGCAAAAAAGCCUAAACAUAACAAAAUACUUGAUCUGCAGCAAAUUUGAAUGAACAACAUUUCUCAGUGAAAAUAUCUUCUGAACAACUUGAAACAUGGCGUAAUUUCAUUAACUAAUAUUAACACUUCACACUUUCACCUAUACUCAUACAUUUUUCCUUGCUUGAAUAUCAACUCACUGGGAUUUCAUUCUCAGCACAUGGACUUACAAUUGUACGAAUGAUACAGCAUUCAUAUUGAGUUCACUGGUCAUUGAGGGCUUGCAAAGCUUAUGAAUGCAAACACUUUCUUCUGACAAAAUCAGUGAAAAGAAAACAAACUUACUUUACUCAUUAAAAAAAAAAAGGCAAAACACCAGAUCAAAUCUUCACCAAUUCUUUUGUUACCAUAUUUCUAUUGAAAUGUAUUGUCUUUGGUUUGGUUAUUUUUGAAAAUAUUGAAAACUUUUAACUAAAAUAACUUUAUCAUUUUGUUGAAUAUCUUGGGAGAUUUGUUAUAUCAAUCAUAAUAACACAUGGGUCAAUUCUGCUUCUUUCUUGUUAGUCAUUUGGUUAAAUAUGUAACCAUCUAACUAAUCAAGCAUUUGUUUAAUGUGCUCGUCAAACAAUUGAUUAGCUGUUUGUUAGUCAAAGUUCUUUCGUUGCUGGUCGCCAUCUUUUCAGUGACUUGGUAAUUUCCUCUCUCACUCUGAGGUCUGUAAGGUCUGUCCUUGUUAUUAUUGCUGUUAUUAUUGGUGUAAUUACUCUCCCAACACACAACAAAAUUUGUUUCAACAAAGGAAUUCACAUCAAGAAUCUUGCAAAACAAAUACAACUUUGCCAUUAUUGUUUUGGUUGGAGCAUAAACUAACAUGAAAUUUUGAUGGAAGAUUUUAAUUCAGAUCACUUUAAUACAGAAAGAUUGUGUCAUAAAAUCAGGGAUGAUCUCAGAUAUGUCGCCAUCCAAAGGAUUAAUUUAAUUAAAACCUUCGUUAUAAAGUUGAACAAAAAAACAUAAUUCUUGAUGAAAGAAAUUAAAUACUGAUUGAUUUUUUAAAUCCAAAUUUUGACCUACCCUCAUUGAAGAACUUAUCAAACAUAGAUUUGUAGAUGGUUUUUAAGUGAUGAAAGUGACACAGUAACUAUUUACAAUAAAAUGUCUUUCUGGAUUAUUUUUUUCCUGCUACUUUCAAGUAAAAGAAAACGAAUCUUGCAAGGAAUACACAAAACAUCAUUUACUAACAUGUCUAACAUGACUGGAUUAAAAGGAAAAAUUAUUUUAUGAAUACACAUACAUCAAAUGUCUGAUAGAUACUACGUUUAACUAAUUAGUGUUUUUAUCUGAAGAUUUUUUCUUUUUGGACGAACAUUUUUUAAAAAACAAUUUUUACAAAAAAAAAAAGAAAAAUAUUCUUCAAAUAUUGACUUCUAAAAUUAUCUGUGCAAUUUUUGUCUUAUGAAGUCUAAAAGACCUUUCAUAAACAAUAUUCUGUGAGUGGGAAAUGUAACAUUUCCACACUUGCCAUCUCUGAAGAGCACAAGUAUUAGAUAACCAUUCAGUUUGCUAAUAUCCAGUGCAAAAUUAAUUGGGUGAAAUCGGCUGUAAGGGAUCUAUAAUACUGAAUACUUUAAUAUAUAAUUGUUGAUACGAUGUAAACUUCUCACAGAAUGUUAUGUUGUUGUUCUUUUAUCGUACAAUAAAUACUCAAUUACAAUAAUUAACACAAAGCUAAACAACAACAAACAUUUGUUUUGUAAUAAAUCAUUAUAUUAAGGCAGUGAUCCAGCAGAAACGUUAGCACGCCGGGCGAAAUGCUUAGCUGUAUUUCAGCUGUCUUUACGUUCUGAGUUCAAAUUCUGCCAAGGUCGACUUUGCUUUUCAUUCUUUUGGGGUCGAUAAAUUAAGUACCAGUUGCGUACUGAGGUUGAUCUAAUCAACUGGCCCCCUCCAAAAAAAAUUUCGGACCUUGUGCCUUGAGUAGAAAAGAAUAAAUCAUAUUUGUAAAACAAAUUUUAUUUUAUAUAAUAUCCUUAUUAAAGUUUAGUAUCAAAAUA
Molecule: messenger RNA, 3884 nt
Organism: Octopus bimaculoides (California two-spot octopus)
Lineage: Eukaryota; Metazoa; Mollusca; Cephalopoda; Octopoda; Octopodidae
Product: b(0,+)-type amino acid transporter 1
Biological process (GO): amino acid transmembrane transport
Cellular component (GO): membrane
Molecular function (GO): L-amino acid transmembrane transporter activity
Source: RefSeq, a predicted model, not a curated record